AUGUCCAAUAAAACAUACAAUGAUUUAAUAUGUGAAACCUCGGAGCUUAUAGUUGAAACGACACAAGCUGAUGAAGCCGUUUUUGAAGUUGGAAGUGCUGAAAAAUCAACCUUCGAACCCCUGUUAUGUGAACUACGAGUACGUUACACGAUAUUACUUUCAAGAUUGGACACUGUAUAUGAUCAAAUUUUACAUCCUCAAAAGCGCUUGAUUAUAAAAAGGUUGCUUGAAGCCUGUUUAGGAAGGCUUUUGGAGAUAAAACAGGAGCUAGUUGAACUUCAUCUAUCUGAUUUUACAUUUGAUGAUGACGAGGUCUUACAAAAACUCAGUUUGACACCUUUAGAAGCUGAACCGUGUGUUCCUCAAUAUUUUGUAAGAGAAAGAGAAGAAGACAUUAAAAAAAGACGUGAAUUUAUAAUUGAAACUCUAAGAAAACUUGGUUAUGAACCACCAAAACCGAAACCACUUGUACUAACUGAGCAACAGGCUGUUAUUAUUAUUCAAAGUCAUGAAAGAGCCAGGCAAGGUCGAUUGAGGGGACAAUUUAUGAAAGAAAUACGACUUUUAAAAGAAAAAGGUCGUGACCAAAAAGGUGAAAUGUCAGCUUCAGCAGCUACUGCAAUUCAAAGAGUUUGGAGAGGUUUCAUCGCGAGGCGUGCAACACGCAGAAGAAAGCAAGAAGAGCAACUUUUAAUUGGAAUGCAAUUGCCACCCUACAUUGAAUCUAAAGCAAUGGAGAGGGCUGAACAGGUUAAACAAAAUCGACGUGAUCGUCAAAAAGAGCUCGAGAAAGAAUUUCAAGACGCACUUGAAAAAACUGAAGAAAGAGUGAAAUCUAAGCAUGGUGCAAAAAUAAAUGAAAGAAUAAGCGAUGAACUGAGACGUUGGAUAUUAGAGUACUAUGAAAGAACUGGUAAAUUACCAGAACUUCCAUCGGAAGAAGGAGGUGGUAGCAGAGCGAUGUUUAGUAGACAAGGAACUAGAAUGGAUAGUGAUUUGAGCAAGUCAUCUCCGGUAUCAUCUAAAGAUUCCAAAAGAAGUAAGGAGAGCAAAGAUAAAAAGAGUAACAAAACAGAAGAUGCAAAAAAUAAGGAUGAAGCUGAAGACUUAAAAACAUUUAAAUGUAAUCCUUCCUCCUUUUUGAAGGAUUUGAUUGAAGCAAAUGAGGAAUACGAAGAUAUUUGGAAAUUUCGUGACGAUGGCAAUAAUCAGAAUGAAAAAUAUGAUUCAGAUAUGGUAGAGAGAGAAAAAAUGCUAAAAGUGGAACAAGAAAUAAGAAAUAUUGUUGACGAAACGAUGAGAAGUGAGUUAGAACUACUGCAGGCAGCAUUGGAUCGAGACAGAGCUCAUAAAGGAAAAAAAAGUAAAAAGCCACAGAAAAAAGUACGGCGAGGUGGUAAGAAAAAUAAGAAGAAAAAGGAAAAAGACCUUACUCCAGACCGAACUACAGAAUCACUGUUUGAAGAAUUGGUUACCAAUGGUAUUAUUCGACCUUAUCCACCAGUAAAAAUCGAUGAUUUCAUAGGUGAAAAAAGUUUUGUUGGAUCGGAAUAUAGGAAAGAAGGUAGAGAACCAACUCCAUGCUUAGGUGACAUUCGACAAUUAGUAAAAGAAUAUUGCAUACUCCCCCUUGGAUCUGAAACUAUAAGAGCGAGUGCCCCACUUAUAAGAUCAGUUUUGAUAACAGGUCCUUCAGGAAGUGGAAAGAAGAUGUUGGUUUAUGCAAUAUGUCAUGAAACUGGGGCAACGCUAUUUGAUUUGAGUCCUGCGAACAUAGUUGGUAAAUAUCCAGGUAAAUCUGGAUUAAUAAUGCUGAUACACCUUGUAAUGAAAGUAUCAAGAUUAUUGCAACCUUCAGUUAUUUGGAUGGAUGACGCUGAAAAGCCUUUUGUAAAAAAGAUACCAAAAACGGAUAAAACUGACCCAAAGCGGUUGAAGAAGGAUUUGGUUAAAAUAAUAAAAGGGAUAUGUCCAGAAGACUGUGUUUUAUUUGUGGGUACAUCAAAGACUCCAUGGGAAGCUGAGCAGAAGCUUCUGUUUCAAUGUUAUUCAAAAGUGAUACAGAUACCGCGAGGUGAUUAUGGAAGUAUUUCGCUUAUGUGGCGAACAAAACUGCAUAGAGCUGGUGCUCUGUCACCUAGAUUAGAGCUCUCUUGUUUAUCAAGAUUAUCUGAUUCGUAUACAAUAGGGACUUUAUUAUCAGCAUUGGAAACUAUUCUUACUACUAAGAGGAGAUUACAGCUGCGCGUUUGUGCUCUUACUGCUCACGAGAUAGCGUUGCAAUUUAGUCUUCUAGAACCAGUUUAUGUAGAAUAUGAUACAGCAGCGGAAUCUUGGUGGUCGAAAACUCCUAUGGAAAGGCGUCGCCAAAGAAUUUUGCAAAGAUUGUUGGAGCUAGAACAGGAGAUCGAAGAAAGAGCAGCUGCAGGAAAAUAA
This is a messenger RNA of Danaus chrysippus (African queen), 2436 nucleotides long. The record is from the annotation of a GenBank genome assembly. Lineage: Eukaryota; Metazoa; Arthropoda; Insecta; Lepidoptera; Nymphalidae.